This is a messenger RNA of Symbiodinium necroappetens, 2550 nucleotides long. NCBI's taxonomy places the organism in Eukaryota, Dinophyceae, Suessiales, Symbiodiniaceae. The record is from the annotation of a GenBank genome assembly.
AUGCUGCGCGGGCUCUCUCCCAUCAUGGUGGCUCCGUCGCUGGCGAUGUACGAGAGCCCGCUGCGCUAUUACUUGAUUGUGGAAGCUUCGGAGCUUUUAGCAUCCAUGUGCCAGCAAUGCUGUUUCAACUGCCGCUCUGAUGCUGAUGCGGACAUCCGAGAUUUGGAAGUGGGCGACCUUAGCGACAUGGAAUCUGUACCGGUUGGCUUCCUGGAGCAUUUGCGGGAUGAGCGCGACAUUUGUCCCAGCACUGGUUCUCUAGGUCGUUUCACGGACGAGCGCAGGACUCGACCCUCGCUGUCGCCAGAGGAGUUUGAGAGUAAGCCGGAAGCCUUUUCGACGUCAGCUGGAGCCGCAUCCAUGUCGCUUUGGGCCACGAUGCUCGAAACCGCUGGCCUCACAGCCGAAAUUUUCGCGGUCGAUCCUGGGCAGAUCGUCUUUGCAACUCACAGGACUGAGGAGGUGAACACCCUUGAGAGGUUCGUGCUCGCGCAAGACGGUGUGGACUUCUUCGAGUCCAAUCAGCAGUCCCUUGGCUCGGAUCUCUUGAAUUUGACUCAUCAGCAGGGGCUUGUCUUGGAUGUUCUGGGGACGACUCGCAAUCCGUACAAACCGAGCUGCUCGCCGCUCGUGGAACGCAUUCGCUGCAUCGAGGAGCGACUGAAGGCAGCAGAAGCCGCACAUGACAUCGAGCCAGGAGAGGUGCUGGUGCGAGCAGAGGCCGGCGCAAACAACUGGCCCCAGCGCGAGAAAGUGGCGCAGGCUUUGGAGCUGCAUGAGCUGGCCAACAGCAGAGCGACAGCAAGAGUUGUUCUUCUCUUGGGCGAGGACUCCUUCAUGAAGUCAUUGAAGCAGGCCUCUGGCAAGCACCGGAACUCCGGCAUCUUCCAACUGCAGACGAAGCCGCGCCGACUAAUCGUGUUCCCUCGCGGUGAAGAUGAGUCGACAAUUCUGCAAAUGGUGCCGGAGAAGUUGCGGAGCUGGGUUCAGGUGGCACCAUAUCGGGAUUUGGUGGAGGGGCUGAGCUCCUCGAAGAUCCGGAGCAUCCUGAAGUCCGGGGGCAAGGCUCCUCCGAGCACAGUGCACCCCGUCGUGUGGAACCGCUUGCUUCAGGCAGAGAACAACUGGGACGGCCAGGAGGACUUGGCAGACGACUUCAGCGAUGAGCAGGAGCCAGUUGAGGAAGCAGGCAGUGUGUUCCAAGACCCGCGGGCACACUAUGAUGCUUUGGCGCCGCAGUCUAUGCAGCAGCGGCUCCUGUCGCCGACCGUGCGGCUGCGGAACUUUAACUCUUUUGCCAAGGCGGGUCUUUUGGAGCAGUUUCUGAGCAAGGUGCUCCGGGAGGUUCGCGGGGAAGAUCCGCAGAUUUCUGUGCUGGACUUGGGCUGCGGCAAGGGCGGAGACGUGAAGAAGCUCGUCAACUCCGGAGUGACAGUGUAUUGUGGCGUGGACGUGUCCUUUAGCUCGCUGGAGGUCCUGGUUCGGCGUGUGCAGGAGCUCCAGCAGAAGCUUGCAGCCGCUAAGCACGGAUCCCUCGGCCGUGUUCGAGGGUGUCCACUUGUGGAGGUUUCCUUGGUCCACGCGGACUGCUGGCAGCAGCGGCUGGAGCCAGCCUGGGAUUGCAGCGCCAGGCAUGGGACCGCCCGCUUGGACACAAUGGGGAAGACUUGGUUUCAUCUUGUCACUUCGCAGAUGGCUUGCCACUACGCGUUCCGAAGUCAGGCUUCUGUGGAUGUAAUGCUGCAGAACGCCUCAUCUCGCUUGUGCCGUGGCGGCUAUUUUGUGGGAACGGUGCCAAAUUCGUCAAGGAUCAUUUCGCUCGAGCGCAACCGUGGCGUGGGGAACGAUCCUCGCAGCAUUGGCAACAGACUUUUCCGGAUCGACUUCAGCAAGGAGGAGUGGAAGAAGGUCGAAGCAGCGCCGGACCUGUGGCAGCAAGAUGGUGCCUCGGAGGUGGACUCGCGUGCCUUCGGAGUGAUGUACACGUUUCACUUAGCAGAUGCGGUCGAGGCUUGGUUAGCCAGAGUUGGUCGCAAGCAAGCGGAGGCGUGCCCAGAACCGUUGGUGCACUUUCCAAGCUUCAUCGCCUUGGCAAAGUCCCACGGCUUGCACCUGUGCUUGGGGCCGACGCCGUUGACAGAUUUCGUGGAUACGGACAACAUGAAGGCAGAACUGGGCCGUUUGCGGCGCAUCUACGCCUUUGAAGGUGGUAUGGCUUUGGAUACCGAUGAGGCUUCCGAACAACGAGAAGCUUCUGGCUUGUACGUGGCAUUCGCCUUCCGAAAAGAGGCAGAUUCCGGCUUUCCCGGAUGUCAAGAAAUCUCCGACGGCUUGCAGUCCCUGCGUGGGCCUUCCGCGAAGCUGCCGCAGAUUCCAGGUGACAUUGUCAGCUGCACGGAGCCAGACCAAAGAAGUUUGCCCGGGCACUGCGACUCGAAAAAGCCUCAUGGAGAACGAAUGUGGGCAGGGAGCUGUCCUGCCCAAGGCUGUAAUUGCCAAGGUUCUUCUUUAAGUGUCCGUUGGCCAGAACAGUGCGGAGCAGCCUAUUGA